This is a messenger RNA of Myripristis murdjan (pinecone soldierfish), 3567 nucleotides long. RefSeq names its product deltex 2, E3 ubiquitin ligase (gene dtx2). The coding region runs from base 303 to 2222 and encodes 639 amino acids. Gene Ontology annotation, biological process: Notch signaling pathway; protein ubiquitination. Gene Ontology annotation, molecular function: zinc ion binding. The transcript has 9 exons. Lineage: Eukaryota; Metazoa; Chordata; Actinopteri; Holocentriformes; Holocentridae. The record is from RefSeq and is a predicted model, not a curated record.
UCAGACGAGGAAGAUGAGCCCUGGCAACGCCGCUCGUAACGUUCCAGCACAAAGCUAAAACUUUAGCCUAGCUUAUCUCACGUCCGAGCUUCGUCAGUAUGGUUUUACAUGCUUACAUCAACUGUUUAGCGUUUCAUUUUGCACUCGGCCAUUCCCCAGAAGCUUGUUAAGUGAUUUAUAAUGGAUUUCUCCAACGAGCCGAGCUAGCCGAGCUGGCAGACCUGUCCGCGUCGUAGCCACAAUCCGUCGACUAGCUAACGAGAGCGAGUUGUUGUUAGCUGGCGUCCGUUAGCUGUCCGACCAUGGCGAUUGUUUCCGGCUCUUGCGUUAGGGUGAGCGGCUCUAGAAACGGGCCAUCUGUGUCCGCCACACCAUCCGGAACAGUUGGACAAUCCCAGCCCAUGAUAGUGGUGUGGGAAUGGCAGGAUGAUCUGGGCUACUGGCGGCCCUACAGCGGCCAGGUGAGCGGCUACAUCGAGCGGUGUCUCUCUCCGCGGGGCCAGAGAGGAGCAGCCGCAGCAGGGGGAGGAGGAGGAGGAGGACCCGGUGCAACGAGCAUCUGCCUUGGACAAUCAGACCCCAGCCUGUCGCCUUAUCUCAUAGAUAUACCAAGCUUGAAACAGUUUCGCCAGGACACAGGAAAGACACGGUCAGUCCGUCGGUCCCUGUUUGCCCAGUCAUCAGGCCUGGGCAGCGGUGUCUACUGGGAAUGGGCCAAUGAUGAAGGAGGAUGGACGCCCUACGAGACUCGAACCUCCAUCCUGUUGGAGCACAGCUACCAGGCCCGCCAGGGCACGGCAGACUUGGGCCCACAUGGAUAUAAUUACAUAGUGGAUCUUACAUCCCUGGCCCAAGUGAACAAAAGCACAGGCUUCAGGCGGCAAGUGCGAAGGCAGUGUAACCUCCCAUACCCGUUAGCCUCCUCCGGCCCCCCGCCUGCCCCCUCGGGCCCUGCGUGCUCCUGCCAGCAGUGUCUGAGCCACAGCAGCACCGGGCCCAUGCCCAGCAGAUCCCGACACUCCUUUUCAUCAGGCCAUUUGAACCGGCCCAGCCUGCAGGGGACAGGGAGGGCCACAACAGCUCACCCCGCCUCUGUCUACUCGCCUUACCCUAGGAGACCCCUGUCUGUUGGGGGAAUGUCUUGGGGAGGUCCCUGGCCCCCACCCCCCUCUGGUAGUCAACUCUCUGGACCUCCACUGACCAGUUCUACCAGUGCCAAUGGAUUAAGUGUUCCUUCCAUCUCCGUCCAGCUGAAUGGAUCCACCAGCGUGAGCUCUGCCCUGGCAGGCAUGGCCUCCAUUUUGAUGUCAGCAGUGGGACUCGGCGUGCACUUCACCAGUGCCCCCCUCCCUCAGCAGCAGCAGCAACAUCCGCAGCAGCAACCUGCUCCUUUCUCUCUUCCUCCUCCUCUCCUCCCCCCAGCCAGCAGGCCCAGCAAGGCCCACAGCAGCAACAGCAGCAAUUCAGUUAGGAGGGCAAAGAGGCAGCACAGGAGAGCCUCAGCGCAGAGACCUGAGGAGGUGAUUCAGCGCUACAUGGAGGAAGUGACUACAGCACCGGAUGAGGACUGUAUUAUCUGCAUGGAUCAUCUGUCAAAUCCGUCCGGCUAUGAAACGGUGUCGUCAGAGGACGGAGGCCAGAGCAUCCGGCCUGACACAGUGGGCAGAUUUAUCAAGUGUGGACACACCCUGCAUAUGCUCUGCAUGCUGGCCAUGUACAACAACGGAACAAAGGACGGGAGCCUGCAGUGCCCCUCAUGUAAGACAAUCUACGGAGAGAAGACCGGCACCCAGCCCAAAGGCAAGAUGGAAAUUUACAGCAUUGCUCAGUCACUGCCGGGCCACCCUGACUGUGGCACCAUCCAGAUCAUCUACAGCAUCCCGCCUGGAAUACAGGGUCCUGAGCACCCCAACCCAGGCCAGCCAUACACCUGUAGAGGAUUCCCGCGCUUCUGCUUUCUACCAGACAACGACAAGGGCAGGAAGGUGCUGGAGCUGCUCAAAGUGGCUUGGAUGCGGCGUCUCAUUUUCACCGUGGGAACGUCCAGCACCACCGGCGAGCCCGACACCGUGGUGUGGAACGAGAUCCACCACAAAACCGAGAUGAUGUCCAACCUGUCCGGCCACGGCUACCCCGACCCCAACUACCUGGACAACGUCCUCUCUGAGCUGGCCUCUCAGGGCGUGACGGAGGACUGCCUGAAGCCGCCGGGCGGCAGCUAGGUGAGAGCGCCCGGCUCCACGCGGGCCCCGCUCAUUACCGACCACCGCAGCUGCAAAUGAAACGAAUAAACCAUCCGAAGUCGCACCCGCCACUCCGCUCCAGUGGUCUCACAGCAAUCUAGGUCUUUUAUCACGUUCCGGUCAGCGUCGUACCAAAUCUCCUUCUCACACUUCAAUAAGCUGGAGGGUGAAGCUGAGCUGAAUAAAAGUCUUAAAGCUUCUUUAUGAAAAUGAUUCACUGGAAAGGUGCACAGCGCAGCGCUCGGUGCAAAUAAAUUCUAGCGCAUUAACCUGAGUUUACAGCCCAGUACGCUCCUGCUCAUCACGUAUCCCAGGACACUCCGACUGAGAGUACGCACCACGGUGGGCUUCUCCAUGAGCUUGGUUUUCUGUACCUCCACUUACUGGGGGCAUCGUGCUGUUGUUUUUUUUCUCUCUCUCUCUCUCUCUCUCUCUCCAUCAAGAGCAAGACCACUCGUAUCCCUCUGUCCAGGCACCAUGAAAAUGGCAGCUCACAUCGGGGAUAAAAAACAAAAAACAAAACAAAACAAAAAAAAAUCUCAUUAAGCACUUUAGUUAUUACAGUGCAUUUAGAUUUGUGAUUUCCAGGUCAAGGGCAGUCGACUUGUUUGUUUUUAAAUUGGUAAGUUAUGCAAUUAAAGGAGUGUUUCUGUUGAAAAGCUUUGUGUUCAGCACAAAGACACUGAAACUUCUAUCAAAGUAGCAACACGAGUAUAUGUUACGUAUGCCUAAUCGAUGGGAAAAGGCAAUACUUUGUUGUAAAUAUGAAAACUCAGUAAUAACACUAAAAUAAUGUUAAAAAAAAAAACAAAAAAACACGUGUCACAAGAUGCCAGUUCAGGAACACACAGUCAGCGUGACAUCAGAGCUUCUCUUGUUUUAGUUGUGUUUUUAACAGUGACCGCCGCUCAUCAUCUGGCCAUCUGUUCGAUUCUCAUUUAUUUUGGCUCUUAAUCUCAUUUGAUAAGCAGAUGUGUAACGCACUCGUGGUGACUUCUCUUGUUUUGAAUUCCCAGUCACUGUUCCCAUCUGAACACCAGAGGCAUUAUUCUUGACAUUUUAAUCUCUUAUGGUUUGUGUUGCCAUUUGUACGAGACGGGGACGGGGUGUGAAAGCGCACACCGCCCGACGACUUGAAGCGUUUGUGUCCGAGCAGAUCGGACGGACUGCCGGGAAAAUAACGUUCAGAAAAUCCUCCUCCUGUGACAAUCAAGGUCAUGGAGCUGCUCUGCUCACACGCGUGAAGCCGGGGGUCACCUGUGUUCACCUGCCAUCAUUCUGCCCUCACUGUUACACUACCGUGGAGUCUUGACAUGUAUGCAAG